Drosophila miranda is the source of this 3279-nucleotide messenger RNA. RefSeq names its product protein teflon. The transcript has 4 exons. Bases 212 to 2926 code for a protein of 904 amino acids. The record is from RefSeq and is a predicted model, not a curated record. Lineage: Eukaryota; Metazoa; Arthropoda; Insecta; Diptera; Drosophilidae.
UGACUUCAUCGACGAAAUUGAUGUAAAGCUAUAAACAGUACUCCAACAUCUUCUAUUCUUUGACUUGGCAAUUUCCACCUUCAAAAGGCGGGCGGCCAAAUAAUCCCACGCUACUCACGGGUAGCUGGUAACUUAAAUCCUAAAAAAAAAAAAAAAAAAAAAAAAAAAAACCAGUUCGCCCGUUUUUUGUUGUUGUUCAGUCUUUAUAAAAAUGUCCUCGUUUCUUGAUAUUCUGGGCGAUGGACAUGUGAACUUUGAAAAAUGUGGGGACGUUGUUGUUUCGCCCAAGGACAACAUGGUCGCCAUGUUCUGCCACUUCUGCAAAGACAUUUUCACUCAUCUGCCGGAGUUCAUGAGACACCUUCAGUGGUCCCACAGCGACGUGUUGCAAUUCACAAAGGAACAGAAUGUUUACAGAGUCGAGGAACUGAUGGCCUUGGAGAGCUCAGAAGAUGAUGUACAGUCGCAGGAAAACAGCUGCAGCAGCGGCGACUCGGGAUUGGCAGGCGAAAUGGGAGAUGCAGUUGGGGAACCAGGAUCAUCCGAGUGCCUGGCAAAUAAUUUGGAAAUAAUGAAUGCCCUGGCAGCAUUCGAUGUGGAUGUCGAUGGACUGAAUAAUGUCAGCCACGAACAGUCGGAUUCAAAAACUCCACCGGAUUCUCGGACAGAAGAUAUUGGGGAAAAAUGUGCCGCAAGAAAUAUUCUAGCAGAAGUGGAAGCCAUGUUGCUUGAAGAUGAGGGCGACAUUUCUCCCAGCUCCCAAACUGUCCAGUCAGUACAUUGCCGUGCGGAGAGGAAAAUCCAGGCAGAACCUAUCAUAACAGAAACACCCGUCAAGAAAACGUACUGCAAAGUAAACUACACCGAGAAGGAGAUAGAGGCCCACAUCUCGAAAGGUUUCCGUCGUGCCCGCAAGCCGGGGAGAGUGGAAAAACCACCGAGCAUCUGCGACCUUAAGAGCUACAACAUUACCAGACACUCCCGCAAAAGGGAGGCGAUCAAACAGCGCCUAAGCAGCGUAAAAAAGCGUAUCAUGCGCUCCCUUGAAAAUGAUGUGUCAAAGCCAGUCGUUAUGAAUCUAAAUGACAGGCGUCUGCCUUUAAAAGGCACCAGCAUUAGGCAGGAAUUACCAUCAUUAAAAAAUGAGUCCAAAGACUCAGGUGUGGCCAUUGGCUAUCAAGUCACUGCUGUAGCUACAAAAUUGCCACGUGACAAAUUGGAGUCUAAAGAAAACUGCGCUAUGUUAACUCAAGCGAUCCAGUCUAGUGAAAUGAAGCCAGCAUUUAUCAACCAUUUGAGCAGGACAAAAACUUUGGCUAAUGUUAGUUUGAUUAGGCCAGCGUUAACCUCGUCUACAACCAAAUCUUUAGUUAAGGAGAAAUCGGUCCUGUCCGCUUUGACAAAUCGAAAUAGUACUUCUAUCACCUCGGUUCCUGCUAGUCUGCGUGAGCCAUUGGCUAAAAACGAGGCAAAGACUUACAUGAUAAGUCCCAGGCUCAACAAACUGCGAUCGAAAUUCAAUAACUCUCUUAGCUCUAACAUUUCUGGUCCACCAAAACAAACAAAAAUGCCUUCUCUAUUGGAAAACAGUUCAGUAAAUGAACUUCCAGUUAUCUUGGAAUCUACGAACCCUCCCAAUUUCGAUUCGGAACAGCCUUAUGUGGUGUCUACGACGGUAAAAUCAUCCAUUCGUCCAUGCCCCAGUAAGACAGCUGUUAAGACAGACAGAAACAUCUCCCAUCAGCCUGUGGUUAGAAGAUCAACCGUGAAUAUAGAGCGGGUUGAUAUUCUGCCACCGAUCAAUAUAAAACAAAGGAUGGAAAUGUCAACUAAGGAUAUACCGUUUUGGGAAAACAUAAUUAUCUCAAGUGUUGCCAGUCAACAACCAUCAAAGUUGAAUACCACAAAUAAUGCAGUGGAUCAGCCCCCAAAGCGUCCAGAGCGCAGAUCUUCGCUAACGGUCAUCUCCAGUAGCCCAAUUCAGGCUAAGAAACCCAUGAGAAGGUCUUCUAUGACAAGAGAAAACGCAUAUCCUGAAAGCUCACGAAUUCUUCGUUCGGGAGAAGUUGAAAGUCCUGCAAAAGCCGACAAACGUACAAAAGACAGUUUUGAAGAAACUAGUUCCUCCAAUGGGAAAGGCGAUGCAAAACGAUCCAAAUUAGAGUAUAUCAGGAGUGAUUUGAAAACAUCAAAGUUGGAUUUAGACAGCCUCCUUCAGUUGGCUGAGCCCCUAGAAAGCGAUGCUUUAGAGAACACACUAGUGGAAGACCAAGUUAAAAAGGCCACAAAAAUGGGAAGCCCACAGAAGGAGUUUCCUAAACUUCAAAUUGGUGUCAAGCCUGAAAUGGAGGCUCUGCAAGACGACCUUAGGCUGCUGAAGACGGUUGGGUUGCUUGUAUUAAAAGAUUCCUGCUUUGAGGAUAAACUGCCCUUUGAGCAGUCGGAAAACUUUCGUAAAACAGCGGCCAAGUUUAGCAAAAUCUAUCAUACGUACGAUACAAUCUGGAGUUACAGGAAAACAAAGAACAUUGGAGUACACCAACGCCUAACCGAGCAGUUGAACUCAUUCACCGAAGAGGUAAACAGGGAGAUUGACUGCCACUUGACCACGAACGAGAUAAAACGCAUUCUAAACUUACUUAACUCGUGGUAUGCGUAUCAGAUCGAUCAGAGGUUCUUUAGGAAGGCGACCCUUUCGUACAGCGUUGAGCACUACAUGUUCCUGUUUCACUUUCUGCCAAAGAUUAAUCCGACUGUGUACUUUUGCGAGUGCUGUGAGGAGAUUUUCCCCAACGAAGCGCGCUACAAGAAACAUGUCCAGAGUGUACAUGCUGUACACGCGUUUACAUGCUCCGAGUGUGGUAAAUCCUUCAAGCGCCUCUAUUUCUACGAGAAACACCUCAAAACAGUACAUCUUAAGCCAUAACGUGCCAAAACAUAAUUACUUAGUUUUAUUUUUUUUUAAAUUUGUGAACCAUUUUGUAGAGCACUCAAUGCCAUUUAGUGAAAUUGUAUAGCGAGUGCGCCGAUACAUAGGCGAUUUGUAUAUCAUUCUGUACAAAGGCUUUUAUGAGACUGCUUCCACUCUCAAUUCGUGGGGAGAUUGGUCAUAGCAGUCAAGUUCAUGAACCGCUUGGACGAGUUCUUAUCAAGUUAUCUUCUUUUUAUCAUGUUACGCCUUCAAGUCUCUUAUAUUGAUUUUUUAGUAGUAAUUUAAAUCUACCUAAUUUCAUAUUGCCAUGUUAAAAAUAAAGUACACUUUUCUAUUAUUCUCGUAUC